Molecule: messenger RNA, 1571 nt
Organism: Apodemus sylvaticus (European woodmouse)
Lineage: Eukaryota; Metazoa; Chordata; Mammalia; Rodentia; Muridae
Product: ensconsin-like
Biological process (GO): microtubule cytoskeleton organization
Cellular component (GO): microtubule cytoskeleton
Source: RefSeq, a predicted model, not a curated record
AUGUACCACCGUGCUCAGAGAUGUCAUAAGAAUAAAGAGCGUGGCCGGAGACCUUACCACACACUUUCACUUCUUGUGCACCCUUCUGCAAAUGCGUGUGUCUCCUACCACCGUGACCUAGAUCUGGGAGCUGGUUUUCCCGACCCAGAAUUAAGUAGCUUGACAUCUGAACCUCGGAACCCAUCUUUGGUCUUGUCUUCCCAGAGCCAUAAGAGAGAGCGGGAAAGACAGCACCUUCCCUUCCACUUUUCCCCCGGUGCCCACAGGACUCUGUCUCCUUCUAAUCUCAAAGCGAGGUCACUGGCCCCGGCCCGCCUUUGGCUCCCUUCCAAGUCCAUGCCUCACCUGCCCGGUGCUCCCCAGCCCGCAUCCUCCCUGCCGCCCUGCUCAGGCAAAGAGCCUUCUGCUCAGGCCCACUCCUCAACUCCUGGCAACAUCUGCCCUUGCAAUAGAGAAGGGAAGGCGGAGCCUGAGAAAAAAGACCCCGAGAAGACAGUAGCCAGUGAGCCCCCAAUAAAGGGCAGGGCGCCAUUAGUGAAGGUGGAGGAGGUCACAGUGGAAGAGGGGACAGCGGCGAAGCCACCUGACCCCGCUGCCCCAGCCUCGGCCCUCAGUCCAACCCCGGCCCCUUCUCCAGCAACAGACACAGCACCAUCGUCCACCGUGACUGCUGGUGUCAUUCCUAAGACUUCUGCAGGCACCACCGACCCCGAAGAGGCUAGGAGGCUGCUGGCUGAGAAGAGGCGCCUGGCCAGAGAGCAAAGGGAGAAGGAGAGGGAGAGGAAGGAGAAGGAGGAGCUGAAGAGACAAAAGAUAGAGGAGUUGUCCCGAAGGGUGGCUGAGGAGGGAAGUCGCUGGGAAGAAGAAGCCCGCAGGCUGGAAGCAGAUCAGGUGCGAGAGAAGGUGGAGAUGGUGCUGUGGCUAGCGGAGGAGGAGCAGGAGCAGUUGGAGAGGGAGGAGGUGGAGCGCCUGCAGAAGCAGAAAGAAGAGGAAGCCAUAGUCCUGGAGGAGGCAGAGAGGGCUCGGCAGGAAAGGGAGAAGCAUUUCCAGAAAGAAGAGCAGGAGCGCCUGGAGUGGAAGAAGCGACUUGAAGAGAUUAUGAGAAGAACCAGGAGGAUGGAGGCAGCCAAUAAGAAAACCACUGAGCAAAGAAAUGGUGACGUAGCCAAAGGAGUUCUCGCUGGAGAGACAGAGGUGUCUGCACUGCCACAGAUGAACUCUCCAGGAAAUGGAGAGUCUGCACAGCGCCCACAAGGAGUCGCUUCACAGCUGUCCAAAGGAACCACAGAGAGUUCUCCAGAUGUGGAAAAGCAGCUAAAUUAAAAUGGAAUGUCUGUACAAAGUGAAAAGUUCGAAGAAAUUGUAAACUUGUCUGUUGGAUCAAAAGCGUCCAGAUUAGAUGUCACCAGUGAGAACCCAGAAAUUCCUUUGAAACCAAUUUUGGCCUUUAACGAUGAAGGGACACUUGGGCCCCUAUCUCAGGUGGACGAAGUGCAGACACAACAGACCGCAGAAGUUAUAUGAGCAUUUCCUCUGAAGAACCAAAACAAACAUUUUCUACAACGAAUGGA